GGGCGGGCCGCGGGCGGGCGGCGCCGCCAUGGACGCGCUGAGCCGGGCCGGGCCUCGGCCCCGCCGCGCCGCCGCCGCCUCCGCCGCCUCCCCGCUGCCCUGGGGCCGCUUCGCCGCCUGGAUCGACUGCGUGUGUGUGGUGACCUUCGAUCUGGAGCUGGGACAGGCCAUGGAGCUGGUGUACCCCCACGACUUCAGGCUCACCGAGAAGGAGAAAACGAGCAUCUGCUACCUGUCCUUCCCAGACUCCUACUCAGGUGGCCUCGGGGACACCCAGUUCAGCUUCCGGCUGCGCCAGGCCGGGGGCUCCCGCAGCUCCCCGUUCCAGGAUGACGGCAGGUACAACCGGGAGGCGCCGCUGACGCUGCAGCGAGAGGCUGCUCACUAUUUUGGGUACGUGUACUUCCGACAGGUCAAGGACAGCUCCAUGAGGAGGGGCUACUUCCAGAAGUCCCUGGUGCUCGUGUCCCGCCUUCCCUACGUGAACCUGUUCCAGUGCCUGCUGCAGCUGAUUGCUCCGGAAUACUUCGACAAGCUGGAGCCCUGCCUGGAGGCAGUGUGCAACGAGAUCGACCAGUGGCCACCCCCGGUGCCCGGGCAGACCCUGAACCUGCCCGUGAUGGGAGUUGUCAUCCAGGUGAGGAUCCCAUCCCGGGUGGACAAGCCAGGCUCCAGCCCAGUGAAGCAGUGCAACCAGGAGAAUCUGUGUCCAGCCCCCCUGGUUCUCCCCAGCGUUCAUGAGCUGGAUCUGUUCAGGUGCUUCCAGCCGGUGCUGAUCCACAUCCAGAUGCUCUGGGAGCUGAUGCUGCUGGGGGAGCCCAUGGUGGUGAUGGCCCCGUCCCCAACCAUGUCCUCAGAGAUGGUCCUGGCCCUCACCAGCUGCCUGGCCCCGCUGCGUUACUGCUGCGAUUUCCGUCCCUACUUCACCAUCCACGACAGCGAGUUCAAGGAGUACACCACGCGCACCCAGGCCCCGCCCAACAUCGUCGUGGGCGUCACCAACCCCUUCUUCAUCAAGACCCUGCAGCACUGGCCACACAUCCUGCGGGUGGGCGAGCUCCGCAUGUCAGGAGACCUGCCCAAGCAGGUGAAGGUGAAGAAACUGGCCAAGCUGAAGACCCUGGACACCAAACCAGGAAUCUACACUUCCUAUAAAACAUUCCUUCACAAAGACAAAACCCUGAUAAAAAGGCUGCUAAAGGGCAUCCAGCGGAAGCGCCCCUCGGAGGUGCAGAGUGCUCUGCUGAGGCGGCACCUCCUGGAGCUCACCCAGAGCUUCAUCAUCCCCCUGGAGCAUUACAUGGCCAGCCUGAUGCCUCUGCAGAGGGCCAUCACCCCAUGGAAGAAUCCCCCCCAGAUCCGCCCGUUCUGCCAGGAGGAUUUCAUGAAGAGCCUGGAGCACGCUGGCCCCCAGCUCACCUGUGUGCUCAAGGGGGACUGGCUGGGGCUGUACAGGCGGUUCUUCAAAUCCCCCAAUUUCGACGGCUGGUUCCGGCAGCGGCACCGCGAGAUGACCCAGAAGCUCGAGGCCCUGCACCUGGAGGCCAUCUGUGAGGCGGACAUUGUGGCCUGGAUGAAGGACAAGUCCGAGGUGGAGAUCGUGGACCUGGUGCUGAAGCUUCGGGAGAAGCUGGUGAGGGCUCGGUGCCAGCACCUGCCCGUGAAGGAGGAGACGCUGCAGAGGGUGAGUCUCUACAUCGACACCGUCAUCGGCUCGCUGCCCGAGGACCUGCAGACCGUGCUGCGCCACCCCUGAGCCCAGCGGGGGCUCCUGGAGCAGGACACCCUUCCCAGCCUGUCCCGGCUGCUCCCAGUGCUGGGGCAGCUCCGGCCGGGAUCGGGAUCAGGAUUGGGAUCGGGAUCGUGGGGAGCUCCCGCAGCUGCCCCGGGGCUGGGCCUGCGGAACCGGCCCUGGGCAGGGCAGGAGGGACCCGGGGCUGCGGGCACUUCAUCCGUGUCCAUGCUGGGAUCCUUGGGAACCAUUCCCGUGCCGGGAUCCUCGGGAAUCAUUCCUGUGCCGGGAUCCUCAGCAUUCCCAUGCUCGGAUCCUUGGCAUUCCCGUGCUGGGAUCCUUGGGAAUCAUUCCCGUGCCGGGAUCCUCCGGAAUCAAUCCUGUGGUGUGAUCCUCGGCAUUCCCGUGCCGGGAUCCUCCAGAAUCAUUCCCAUGCCGGGAUCCUCGGGAAUCAUUCCCGUGCUGGGAUCCUCAGCAUUCCCGUGCCAGGAUCCUCAGGAAUCCCGUGCCAGGAUCCUUGGGAAUUAUUCCUGUGCUGGGAUCCUCCGGAAUCAUUCCCGUGCCGAGAUCCUCGGGAAUCAUUCCCGUGCUUGGAUCCUCCAGAAUCAUUCCCGUGCUGGGAUCCUUGGGAAUCCCAUGCUGGGAUCCUCGGGAAUCAUUCCUGUGCUGGGAUCCUCGGCAUUCCCGUGCUGGGAUCCUCAGGAAUCAUUCCUGUGCCGGGAUUCUCGGGAAUCAUUCCUGUGCCGGGAUCCUUGGGAAUCCCAUGCUGGGAUCCUCGGGAAUCAUUCCCGUGCCGGGAUCCUCCAUUCCCGCAGCCCCGUCCUGCCCUGCGGGGCUGCGCUCAGGGCAGCUCCUGAGGACGGUGAGGAGGUGACAAGGAGGUGACAAUGCCAUCCCUGCCCCUGGCCAGCCGUGGGAGCAGGAGGAGGAAUUGCUGGACGUGGACAAUUGCUGCUCUGUUUCUCCAGGGCAGAGCCAGAGGAGGGGCUGGAGCAUCCGCAGGGAUUGGGAGUGCCUGGGAAUGGCUGCUGGGAGGAGCUGGCCCCAAAUCCCAUUUAUUCUGCUUGAAAUCCCAGCCUGAGCUCCGGGGACACAGCGGGGCUGGGGCUCUGCCGAGGUGCUGGGAGAGCUCUGCCAGCCCCUUCCCAAUAAAACCUGGAGAAGCUGA
This is a messenger RNA of Taeniopygia guttata (zebra finch), 2900 nucleotides long. RefSeq names its product DENN domain containing 6B (gene DENND6B). Lineage: Eukaryota; Metazoa; Chordata; Aves; Passeriformes; Estrildidae. Gene Ontology annotation, molecular function: guanyl-nucleotide exchange factor activity. The record is from RefSeq and is a predicted model, not a curated record. Gene Ontology annotation, cellular component: recycling endosome.